AUGUCUAAUCAAUUCUACAAUAAUAUUUGGCAUGAAUCACAAAAAGAUUUAGAGAUAUUAGCUUCAUUUGAUUCCGAAAAUCAAACUGUUGAUCCAUUUGCUGAUAAGUCACAGGCUCAAACAACAACUUUUGAAUUAUAUGUUCGGUAUAUUAGGAUCACCAACAAUUUGGAAGAGGCUUAUGAUAAAAUGGUUCAACCACAGAAACGUUUACUUAUACGGAAACUUUUAGAUGCUUGCUUAGGAAGAAUUAUAGAAAUAAAGCAUGAUCUUGUUAAUCUUGACAUGAUGGAAUUUAGUUACAACGACAAAGUAAUGGAGAAACUUAAAUUAACUCCAAUGGACGUAGAGUUAAGAGUUCCAAGAUACUUUAAAAGGGAAAGGGAAAAAGAAAUUCAAGAACGUAAGAAAACCAUGAAUGAAAUUUUAAAUAAGCUUGGCUGGCUUGAUGAUAGCUCAGCUAAAGAACGUUUAAAUGAACUACAAGCAAUUAAAAUUAUUCAGGUUCACGAAAGAGCUCGGCAAGGUCGGCUCAGAGCUCAUUUUAUGAAAGAAAUUCGAAUUUUAAAAGAAAAGGGUAAGUCCGAACUAAGAAAUCAAGCUGAAUCGGGGUUGAUAGCAGCUAUGAAAAUUCAAAAAGCUUGGAGAGGCUAUGCAGCUCGCAAAAAAACGAGACGACGCAAAAUGGAAGAAAUGAUUUUGAUUGGAAUGAUACCACCAGCAAGUAAGAAAAAGUCUGAAGCUAUCGAAAAAAUGAACGACAUAAUUGCGGAACGGUAUAAAACCCAAGAAGAAUAUAGAGAAAAAUUUGAAGUGGCUUUAAAAAAUGUAAAAGAAGAAAUUAAAAAUAAGCAGGGUGCUGUUUUAAUGGAAGAUAUGGCUGAUGAUAUUAGAGCUUGGAUUAAAGAUAGUUACGAGAAAACAGGAAAAUUUCCAGAUUUUCCUUCAGAAGAUAGUGGAGGAUCUAGACAUAUUUUUAGUAGUAGACAGGGGACUGAAAGUGAGAUGAGUAGAUCUUCAGCAAAAUCUUCAUCAAAAGAAUCAAGAAAAACUAAAGACAAAUCUAAGAGUCCCGCUCGCAGUGGCGAUUUGAAUAUUGCUGAAGAUAAUUUGGAAGAGGGCUUUCAUCCAACACCGUCCGUGUUUUUGCCAGAUCUUAAAACCGGGGCGGAAGAGUUUGUAGAAGUUUGGAAAAAUAAAGAUGAAAGCGAAAACACAAAGCAAACGCAUUAUGAUGACAUGAUAUAUACAGAAAAAUAUAAUGAAGUUGAGAGAGAAUUAAGAAAAAUAGUUGAUGAUUUAAUGCGUCAAGAACUUGAGCAACUACAGGCUGCUUUAGAUAGAGACCGUGCAGCCCGUGGUAAAAAAGCAAAAAAAAGUACAAAAAAAGCAAGGAGAUCUGGUAAAAAAAGUAAAAAGAAAAAAGAAAAAGAUCUUACACCAGACCGUACCACCGAAUCUCUUUUCGAGGAGUUGGUAACAAAUGGGAUAAUAAAAAAAUAUCCUGAAACUCCAUUGAGUAGUUAUUUGGGUGAUAAAGCAUAUGCAGAACGUAGUGGUACAAAUCCUACACCUGGUGAUAUAAGGCAAUUACUGAUUGAAUACUGUAUAUUGCCACUGGGUUCAGAUACUAUACGUAAUUAUUGUCCAACGAUUCGUUCCAUAUUACUGACUGGAUCUAAAGGAGUCGGAAAGAAGGCUCUUCUUCAUGCGAUCUGUACAGAAGUUGGAGCUGUACUUUUCGAUAUAACACCGGCAAAUAUUGUUGGAAAAUAUCCUGGAAAAUCAGGUCUUAUAAUGUUACUUCAUCUAAUAUCAAAAGUUUCUCGAUUACUGCAACCUUCAGUUAUAUUUAUGGGUGAUGCGGAACGCCCCUUUAUGAAGAAAGUUCCAAAAACCGAUCGCACGGAUCCAAAACGUUUAAAAAAAGAUCUUCCAAAAAUAAUAAGAAAUAUAAAUGUCGAAGAUCGAGUUAUAUUUAUAGGCACAUCUAAUUUACCAUGGGAAGCUGAUCAAAAAUUACUCCAGCAAACAUAUAAUCGUUUUAUAUACUUACCAAGACCAGAUUAUGGAGCACUUUCAUUUGCUUGGAAAGAGCUUACAAAGGAAUAUGUGACUCCCGGCCUUGGUAGCUUUGAUUAUAGUGUAAUGGGAAAAAUAUCCGAUGGUUUUACAAUUGGUGCUAUUGCUGCCUGCCUUGACGAGGUAAUGACAUGUAAAAGAAAACUUCAGUUAAGAUCGCAACCUCUUACUCAUGUUGAGCUAAUAAAUGCAUUAAGUACCAAAGAACCAGUUUAUCGAGAAGAAGAGGAAGCAUUUGAGUCCUGGUGGUCCAAGACCCCUUUGGGUAGAAGAAAAAUUCGUGCUAUUGAAAUGGAGGAGACAGCUAAAUUAGAAGAAGCGGAAGCUGCUGCUAAAGCUGGCAAAAAAAGCCCAAUUAAAAAGUAAAGCUUCACAAA
Condylostylus longicornis is the source of this 2459-nucleotide messenger RNA. RefSeq names its product dynein regulatory complex protein 11. The transcript is spliced from 9 exons. The coding region runs from base 1 to 2448 and encodes 815 amino acids. Lineage: Eukaryota; Metazoa; Arthropoda; Insecta; Diptera; Dolichopodidae. Gene Ontology annotation, molecular function: ATP hydrolysis activity; protein binding; ATP binding. The record is from RefSeq and is a predicted model, not a curated record.